Messenger RNA from Salvia miltiorrhiza (redroot sage), 1340 nucleotides. Its product is annotated as protein FMP32, mitochondrial-like. Lineage: Eukaryota; Viridiplantae; Streptophyta; Magnoliopsida; Lamiales; Lamiaceae. Bases 431 to 1072 code for a protein of 213 amino acids. Gene Ontology annotation, cellular component: mitochondrion. The transcript is spliced from 7 exons. The record is from RefSeq and is a predicted model, not a curated record.
AGACAGGAAAAAAACACGCUGGAACAAAAGUUGAACGCCAUUUUUGAAUUCUUGAUUUUCUUUUAUUUCCGCAGCAGUAGUUGCUUAUAAAUAAUGCCAACCUCCAGCACAAAAAGGGUGUCAAACCCAACUUCCAAUCCAGUUAUCAAUUCUCACGUUUUUCUAGGAAAACUUCUCCUCACCUUCCUCUUUCGAUCUUCAUUUUACUUGUUUCUCUCUUUAAUUCCGCCCCAUUUUGUUGAUAGCUCGCAAGAUUAAAGAAAACCAAGAUUUUGAUCCUUGUGCUUGUUUAAGCCGAUUCCAUUGAUUAGAAGCGAAACCCUUUUCGAUUUUAAUAAAAUCUAUCAUCCCAUUUCGCACUUGAAACCGUUUUCGAGUAGGUUUUGCUUAAUUCUUGAUUGAAGUGCCGGUUGGAUUACGACGACAUAGAAUGACCGCAUACGCGGCGGCGUGUAAGCGGGUUCUGAGAUUGGGACCCGCGUUGGUCGGAACCCGACCCAUUUCCGAGCUUGCUAAAUCCAACGGCAAACGGGUCUACCUCGUCGACACUCUGGCCCUUGUGAGGAAAUUGGAGGCCCAGGGGGUGGAGUCGAGGCAGGCGCAGGCGAUAACAGAGGCGAUGAUGGAGGUGCUGAAUGAUAGCAUGGAGAAUGUUUCUGGUUCCUAUGUUUCAAAGAGUGAAAUGCAAAAAAGCGAGAUGUUUCAGGAAAACAAUCUGUCCAUGUUCAAGACUGAAGUUAAGAGCUCUCAGGAUCACCAUUUCUCAAUGUUGCAACAUGAGAUGGAAAAAAUCAAGAAUGAUAUAGAGAAGAUGCGUAGUGAGUUAAGGUAUGAAAUCGACAAAGUUACAGCCGGGCAGCGCUUGGAUCUUAAUCUUGAAAGGGGGAGAAUUCGAGAUGAGCUGAACAACCAAAACCAAGAAACAACCAACCUCACCACCAAACUUGAUCGAGAAAUUCAUACACUGCGGGCUCAACUGGAAGCCGCAAAGUAUGACGUGAUCAAGUAUUGCAUAGGUACGCUCGCCUCUGUCUCUGCCGUUGGUCUUGCUGUAAUCCGUAUUCUGAUGUAGCCGACAGCGCCAUUGGUUCUGGUUUUCGUGGGGAUUUUAUACUCAUUUUUAUGUCUAAAAUCCUUGACCAAGUAGAAAACUAGACUCAUUGUUAGUAAUUCAAAUAACAAUGUAUUAAUUGAUUGGUCCUUUGUUUGCAAGCUUAUUAUAAUAGUUCUCUUAUCGAUUUCAAGCUGUUGUCCCCGCCCCCCCCCCCCCCCCCCCCCACCCCAUAAUGUUGUAAAGCCCAUUAAACUUGCAAGUAAUGCAGAAAAUUCUACCCUUUCAA